GGAUGUGACGUAUGAUAACGGCGCCGUUCGCGCACAGAGAUGCUAAAAGUCUUUUUAUUUUCUGAUAUUUUUUGAACGAUUACUAGUAAUCGUUGUUGUGUCUUAAAUGUCCUUGGACUAUUACACGGCCUAAGUGAUGGGUAAGGGCUGUAAGGUUGUGGUUUGUGGUAUGACGUCAGUGGGGAAAACCGCAAUCCUGGAGCAGCUGCUGUAUGGUACUCACUCUGUAGGCGCAGAAACCAGUGACACUCAAGAGGACAUAUAUGUGGCAUCUGUCGAGACGGAUCGUGGCGUGAGGGAGCAGUUACGUCUCUAUGACACGCGAGGGCUGCGUGAUGGUCUGGAUUUACCCAAACACUUGUUCUCCGUGGUUGACGGUUUUGUGUUGGUCUACAGCGUGGACAGUCUGGACUCCUUCAGAAAAGUCGAGCUCCUGAAGAAAGAAAUAGACAAGUCGCGAGACAAAAAAGAGGUGAUGGUGAUGGUGUUGGGGAACAAGUGUGACCUGCGGGAGCGUCGGCAGGUGGAUCAGGAGGCGGCGCAGCAGUGGGCUCGGGGGGAGAAAGUCAAACUGUGGGAGGUGAGCGUGACGGAGAGAAGCUCUUUAAUGGAACCCUUCACCAGCCUUACCAGCCGCCUGACGCAGCCUCAGAGUAAAUCCUCUUUCCCUCUGCCCGGCCGCAAGAGCAAAGGAGCGCCCUCCAAUGACAUCUGAACCCCAGACUCUUUCUUUAGUGCAUUAAAGACGUUUACGGGCCAGUUAGCAGCGGCUGUAUUUGUAUUCACGAAGGAGGGCAAUAAAAAGAGUAGUAUAGAUUAACUGUAUUCUACUGUAACAUGUGAUUGAGUUGGUCAGAAUUUUUGGUCAUAAUAUUUCAAACUUUAUAUUUUGCGCGAAACGGAUCCAGGUUUAGACAUUAUUCAUACAUUACCCCUGAAGUUCUCAUUUCCAAAAUGCAAAAUGUCUGCAAAUACAUUCGGAUGUUUUACUUUGUGUAUUUAUUUGUAACUAUUCCUCUCCAUAAUGAUUUAAAUUACUGUUGUAUAGUAACCUUGUCUUUGUAGUACAAUCACAAUUACUGUAAUAAAUUAUUUUAAAUGAACAGUUGAAUUACAUUGAAUAAAGUUCAUUUAACUAAA
Messenger RNA from Triplophysa rosa, 1140 nucleotides. RefSeq names its product NFKB inhibitor interacting Ras-like 1 (gene nkiras1). Gene Ontology annotation, biological process: canonical NF-kappaB signal transduction. The coding region runs from base 137 to 715 and encodes 192 amino acids. Gene Ontology annotation, molecular function: GTPase activity; GTP binding. The record is from RefSeq and is a predicted model, not a curated record. The transcript is spliced from 4 exons. NCBI's taxonomy places the organism in Eukaryota, Metazoa, Chordata, Actinopteri, Cypriniformes, Nemacheilidae.